AAUAAACUGCUUUUUCAGUCCUUCAAUAAUUUAAUUUGAUGAAACUACUAAAUUUAUGGAUUUUGGAUUCUUAGCUGAUGAUCAACCCAAGGUUUCACUUUUAUAAUUUGGUCUGAUCUCAUCUGAUUUGAUUGGCAAUGAAUGGUCAAAUCAGUGAGCCAAGUAACAAGGAGCUAAGAGUCAAUGAUAAUUACUGAUUGGGAGUAGUUGUUUGCUGGUAGUUGUAACCAGAAGAACUAAUGGAUGGUGACACUUUACUUGGAAAAGACUGAAAUUUCUGCAGAUUCUGUGUUAUUGAUCCUUGAGCUCAAGUCAAGGAGGGAAGUUCUCAAGGAAGUCAGAGAGGGAUGAAGUAAGAAAAACCUGAGCUGCUUUUCAUUUUAGGGCAAGGAUUCGUUUUAAAUACUCUUAGAGGUUGGUGUUUUUCAUCAGCUUUUCAUUGCACAACACAUUGAGAAGUUGCAGAAAGUGAUAGAGUUCAGGUCUUCCAAUGGCAGCAUACGUUCCUCCUCACAAGAGGUACUCUAAGGAUGGUGAUGAUAACAAUAGGCCACUUCCAACUCAGUUCCAGAUGAACGUGGCUUCAUCUUCUACUUCGAAUGAUCAUGCUCGGAAGCGUGGAUUUGUCCUGAACAUGCCGAAUGCUGUUUUUAAGUGGUUCAUAGAAUCUGAUGAUGAUGACAUUUCAAUUCGGUUGGUGCUUGUUGAUGGAUUCACCUGCCUCAGGUCAACAUCCCUUGGAAACAGAGGUUUCGCAAAGAAUACUCCCUGGGUGUCUAUUACUGAAAGAAUAGGGUCAGAGCUACUAGCCUCUUUUGCGAAUGUGAGAAGUGCAAUGGAUUUGGGAGAGGCAGGAUCAGCGAUAAAGCCAACUUUUGUAGCUAGAGUUGGUCAAAUUCACUUGCUUGACCCUCCGGACAACAUAAUCAGCAGCUGCAGCAGCAGCAGCAAGUCGGAGGCUGAAACCGCUGCAGCUCACGUCAAAAAACACUUCUGUACUAACCUUCCUGAUUCAUAUAUGGAAGCCAUUCUUGGUGGAGUUGCUCCGAAGAUUGUAGCUGAUUUAUAUCAUUCGAAGGAGUAUUACCAAGUGCUUGUUUCUGACAAGCGAGAUCCAAAAUCAGGUAUCAUUAUCAAAUGCCAAAUAAUAUGCGGAGAGCUUAAAAUACAGAAGAUCGAGAAGAACCCAAAGAAAUGCUUUAUAGCCAAUGUUACGUGCCUGGACAGGGAUCUUGACCUGAGGUUGAGGCUAGCUAUCAAGAGGGACUUGACGGCGGCACUUAAGGAUGACUCUGAAGAGAUAAAAGGCUUAAAACAUUUUGUUGAUUCUGCAAUCUUGGAUGGAAGUGUAAAAGGUGGCUUGAGAUGGCCUUUGGGAAAGGAGCACUCAUCUGAGGGUAGAUACUCCAUUAUAAAGACGUGCCACAGUACUGUUAAAACUUUCAAGAAUUCAUCCAUCAAGUUAAGGCUUAAAAAUGAAGACUGGUUUAAUUUCUGCAUUUCCGAUGGAGAAGUUGAAAAUGAACUGGUUUUAGAUAUGAAAGGAAUAAACGAUACGUUAAUUGACAAGAUGCUUGGCAUGGAACCUGCCAUUGAAAGACUUCAAGAGACUUUGAAAUUGGUGUGGAAUCAUUUGCUGUGCUUUGAGCUAUGAUUGUGCCUGCUCCCCGUUAUAUGUGGCGCAAAAGCUUUUUAGCAGUAUGUAACUUUUCUGUUAGGACGAGGUUUGCGCUAGCAUGCACCAAACAGGAAGAAGUGAAGAACAGAAACCGAAUUGCAUGUAAGGGAUUGCUGAGCUUUGAGCUGUGAUUGUGAGCUUUUUAGCCAUUGCAGCCUUCUAUGGUUGCCAUUUUCUCUCUUUCUUUGUUUUUUCCGGAUUCUUUUUUCAUAGUUAACAGUAGUAUCCUUU
This is a messenger RNA of Papaver somniferum (opium poppy), 1909 nucleotides long. RefSeq lists its product as uncharacterized. The transcript is spliced from 2 exons. The record is from RefSeq and is a predicted model, not a curated record. NCBI's taxonomy places the organism in Eukaryota, Viridiplantae, Streptophyta, Magnoliopsida, Ranunculales, Papaveraceae. Bases 491 to 1654 code for a protein of 387 amino acids.